Messenger RNA from Penicillium concentricum, 876 nucleotides. RefSeq names its product putative extracellular guanyl-specific ribonuclease. The transcript has 4 exons. The coding region runs from base 1 to 876 and encodes 291 amino acids. The record is from RefSeq and is a predicted model, not a curated record. NCBI's taxonomy places the organism in Eukaryota, Fungi, Ascomycota, Eurotiomycetes, Eurotiales, Aspergillaceae. Gene Ontology annotation, molecular function: RNA nuclease activity; RNA binding.
AUGUUCCUCGACAUGAAAUCCAUCGUCCUCUACGGACUGAUGGCUCUGGCCCAUGCUUCUCCCCUUCCCGAGCUCAGCAAGCGGGCCAAACUCGGCGAUUUCAAGUGCCCCGAUGGUACCACCCUGUCUGAACUUGACAUCCGCGAGGCCUUUCAAGAGUGCCGCAAACACAACGACGGCUCUGUCGGCAAGUACCCGGCCAAAUUUGGUAACAAGAACAACAACGAAAAGGUAUUCAGCAAUAUUCCCGACAGCACCGCUCUGCGGGAAUUCCCCAUUAUUGUGGGUGGAAAGUACACUAGCGGCGUACCUGGCAAGUACCGUGUGGUCACAGACUACAAUAAUAACCUUGGCGACUUCCGUGCAUACCGGCGCAGCCGCUGGCGGGGCCUAUACGGCCUGCACGCGCGUCACGCCCCCAAGCCUGAGACCGGCAAAGAUAAAGGGGGCAAGAAGGGUAACAGCAAGGAGCGCAGCGUCCAGGCGACUGAGGCUGAGAUCGCCGAGGAAUCCACCAGCCACACUGUCAACGACCUGGCUACCCGCGCAAAGAAGAAGAAGAUCGGUAGCGCUAACUGUGAAGGCACCACGCUCUCUAAGAACGAUGUCGCCAAUGCUUUCAAGGAGUCCAAUAAGGGGGGUGACCGUCGCGUCGGCAGCUACCCGCACAAAUUCGGUAACAAGAGCGCUGGAGGCCAGGUCUUUAACGGCGUCACCAAAGACCUGCGCGAGUAUCCUAUCCUUAAAGGUGGAACUUGGACUGGCGGCCCACCCGGCAAAUACCGUGUUGUCACCGACUACAAGAAUAAUUUUGUUGGAGUCAUGCUUGAAAAACCUGGUGCUACUUUCAUCCGUUGCACUGUCAACGCUGAUUAG